Molecule: messenger RNA, 1692 nt
Organism: Gadus chalcogrammus (walleye pollock)
Lineage: Eukaryota; Metazoa; Chordata; Actinopteri; Gadiformes; Gadidae
Product: opioid growth factor receptor-like protein 1
Exons: 8
Coding region: 469-1692 (407 amino acids)
Cellular component (GO): membrane
Molecular function (GO): opioid growth factor receptor activity
Source: RefSeq, a predicted model, not a curated record
GAGUGCGUGCGUGCUAGUGUGCGUGUUCUCGCGCUUGUGUGUUUCUGGUUGCAAGUGAGCGUGUUCUUGUGACAUUGAUGAUAUCCGGUCCGGGUGGAGAUUACUGGUAACCUUUUUCUGUCCCGCUGGCAGGCUUACCACGUGACCGCUCGGGUCCUGAUGCUGCUGUCACCAGGGGUUAUGUGCAAGAAGCUCAUUGGGGCCACGUGCAAGUCGCGUAAACGGGCGCGUAGCCGCCGUGGUUGAACCCCCCCACCUCCCCUUUUCUCUGCCAGUGAAAAGCCCCGCUUCGCUAGGGCAGGCCGAGGUAGCAGCUCGCAGCUCGGCUGUGAAACACGGAAACUCGUGCGGCAGAUUAAAACGAUGUAGGCUCCAGCGAGGACGGAGGAGAGGAGGACACACACAACCCGAGCGGGACGUUGAGAUUAUCGAAUUGUGGCGUUGCGUAGUUUUAGGGAUUUCUUUUAAAUGGGAAAUCGGAUGGGCAGUUGGCGUUACAAGGAGCCGAGCACAGUGGAGGAAUGCGACUCGACGUGGGGGUCGGACUCGGAGAGCGACGACCCGCCGGUGGAGGCUGCAGAAGGCAGCGGCAUCUCCGGGUCUGUCGGUCCGGCCGAGAUGGGUCGAUGCUCGGUCGACCCCGGCGACAUGUCCCUGCAGCUGUCAGAAUCUCCACAGUCCGCCCCGAAAAUGAAGAGGAGCUUCUACGCUGCCAGAGAUCUAUACAAGUACCGACACAGCUACCCGAACUACAAAGAGUCCAGGCAGCCGAGUGAAUUCCGCAACCUGCGCUUUUACCUGAACAAGAUCCCUCUGAUUCCAGAUGGCAUCUACAUAGAGGAGAUUCUCACAAAGUGGAGAGGAGACUACGAUAAACUGGAGCACAACCACAAUUACAUCCAGUGGCUUUUCCCGUUAAGGGAACAAGGGCUUAACUUCUACGCACAAGAACUGACUCAGGACGAGAUCAAAGAAUUCCAAACUACUCGAGAAGCCAAGCGGCGUUUCUUAGCGGCCUACGCGCUGAUGCUGGAAUUCUACGGCGUGCGGUUACUGGAUAAGAGCGGCAGCGUUGCCCGCGGUCCCAACUGGCAGGACCGUUUCCAGCACCUCAACGAGUCGCAGCACAACUAUCUCCGCAUCACGCGCAUCCUCAAGUCCCUGGGCGAGCUGGGCUACGAGGCCCUCAAGGGCCCGCUGGUGCGGCUGAUGCUGGAGGAGUCGCUGCUCCACGCCACCCUGCCCAACAUGCAGCACAGCGCGCUGGAAUACUACGUCUACACCAUCCGCCGGCCGGCCACGCGCCGACAGCUCCUCCGCUUCGCCCGGCAGCACUACCGGCCCGCCCACGCCUUCCUGUGGGGGCCGCAGCCCAAGAGGCGCGGGGGGGCAGCAGGGGGCGGAGGGGGAGGGGGUGGAGACGACGACGACGACGAUGACGGAGGCGCCGGGAACAGCGGGAUUCGGGCGCCCGCCCCGACGCCGGAGCACCGCAGAGGGGCCGGGGACGCGGGCGCCGACUGUAUGCCGCCGUUUUCCCGCCCUCCCAGCCUGCUGGCCGGCCUCGAGGGGUUGACGGCUGACCAUGGACUCUUAAAGGCCAACAUGCCCCAGAGCAGCCUGAACACAGCCAAGAGGUUAAGACUCACCAGAAACCUCCCGUUCUCAAUGUGGAACCAGCCACACAGGUGA